AGUCCCUCCUUGUGUCCUCAUGUCUCUCCACCGCAGACAUGCUGUUUAUGUCCUCACAGAAAUGCUGCCAGAGUCCAUCAACAAGGUGCAGCCCACCCUCUUCUCCGGGCAGCUCGAGAAGACCAACUUCAACCGUAUCAUCGGCAACCUCAAGAGGUACAACUACUCGUCCUGGAUCCAAGGACACAUCUCUAAGAAGGAAUGCUGCUACUACAAGAGCAGUGACAGUCAGGACAGGUGCGAGUGUGGCCACAGCAAGAGCAGUCAUGGGGAAGAGGCCCUCAAACCUGCUGACCACACAGAAAGCUGGAGUCUGCACAAACAUGUCAGAGAGAGCAGAACGGACGCUUUCGGCAACAUCUGCUUUGGAGGGCUGGGACACAAGACUGCUAAGUACGUGCGUGUUUCCUCGGACACACAGCCCGAGCUGCUGUAUGAGCUCCUGACAGAACAAUGGAAGCUGGCCACUCCAAACCUGCUCAUCUCAGUCACAGGGGGAGCCAAAAACUUCUACCUGAGGGCCCGGCUCAAGAACAUGUUCCACAGGGGCCUCAUCAAGGUGGCCCAGACCACAGGAGCGUGGAUCCUGACAGGAGGCACUAACACCGGGGUGAUGAAACAUGUGGGGCAGGCAGUGAGGGACCAUGCGCUGAGCAGCUCCAUCGGCGGAGGACAGAUCGUGGCCAUCGGUGUGGCCACUUGGGGCAUCCUCCACAACAGACACACACUGGUCAACCCACAGGGUUGCUUCCCUGCUCAUUAUGACGCAGACGUGAAGGGUCAGGGCCAGUUGUGCUGCCUGGACCACAACCACACCCACUUCUUGCUGGUGGACAAUGGUACUCAUGGACAGUAUGGAGCUGAGAUUGAACUGAGGGCUCAGCUGGAGAAAUGCAUCGCCAGGAAAAGGCUCAGCAACAAAGCAAGUGGAGUGACCAUCCCUGUGGUGUGUGUGGUGUUGGAUGGAGGACCUGGAACUCUAGAUACCAUGUACAAUGCCAUGCUGAACGAUACUCCGUGUGUGGUACUGGAGGGUUCGGGCAGGAUAGCAGAUGUGGUGGCUCAUGUAGCAGACCUGCCUGUGAGCAGGGUCACAAUCAGCCUCAUCCAGCAGCUCAUGAAGAGGUUCUUUGGACAGGAGUAUGAGGACUUCUCAGACGCCAAGAUCAUCGAGUGGACAAAGAAGAUCCAGGACAUCAUCAGAACUCCACAUCUGCUGACCGUUUUCCGGGCAACUGCAGACAGCGAUGGAGAUGUUGACGUGGCUAUUCUUCGGGCACUCCUCAAAGCGUCCAGGAGUGGACAGGGCAUAGUGAGUGUGGACUAUCAGAGGCAGCUUGAGCUGGCUGUGGCCUGGAACAGAGUGGACAUUGCCAACACCGAGAUAUUCACCGAUGAAAGCCAGUGGAAGUCGGAGCAGCUCCACAAUGCCAUGUUCUCAGCUCUGGUUGGAAACAAGCCUGAGUUUGUGAGUCUUCUGCUGGAGAAUGGGGUGAGCCUGCGGGACUUCCUACAGGAGGAGACCCUGUGUGAGCUCUACAGGCAGCUGCCCAACUGUCUGUUCCUGAGGAGGCUAGCCAAACGCGCUAGCUCCUCCCAGCGCACCAGAAGACCGCACUUUGGAAUGCGCCCGCGAGCCUUCUCCACCCAGAGCCAGACCAUCUCUUUGACCCACGUGUCCGAGGAGAUUCGCCGUCUGCUGGGGAGCUUCACCUGCCACAUCUAUUCCACCUCUGAUACUGUCUACCAGCUGGAUAUGUCCACAGCCUCAGAUUCACUCUCCAAAAGUCUUGGAUCUCAAAGCAGUUUCAAAGAGAAACCUCCUGAUCUACACAGAAACCCAGAGAGUGACCUGUUCCUGUGGGCCAUUCUUCACAACAAUAGAGCUCUGGCAGAAAUCACCUGGGAGGAGUGUCAGGACUGCAUGGCCGCUGCUCUGGCUGCCAGUAAGAUCUUGAAAAAACUGGCAGAAGAGGACAAAGAUGCAGAUGAGGCAGAAGAAAUGAAAGAGCUAGCCAAACUCUAUGAGAAGCGUGCCAUGGAUGUCUUCAGUGAGUGCUACUCCUGUGAUGAGGAGCGUGCUCAGAAACUGUUGGCGCGAGUGUCACCAUUUUGGGGUAGAACCACUUGUCUGAGGAUGGCACUGGAGGCUAACAACCAAAGCUUUGUGGCCCAGUCAGGUGUUCAGGCUCUGCUGACUCAGAUCUGGUGUGGAGAGCUGUCAGUGGAGAACCCAGUUUGGAGAGUCCUGCUGUGCCUCCUGUUCUUCCCUCUCAUCUACAUGCACUUCUUGGACUUUAGAAAAGAUGAACUGAUCCAGAGAGAGGCUGAGAGAAAAGAGGAGAUGAAAACCAUCGAGUCGGUCACAGGAAGUGUCUUGCACAUGAAAUCUGAAGGCCUUGAGUCAUCUCAGGACGUAGAGUUGAAACCCUUGGAUGGAUGGGCACGCCUGGUGUCUCUGUACACCUCUCCUCAGGUCAAGUUCUUCAUGAACAUUGUGUCCUAUUUUGCCUUCCUGACAUUGUUUGCUGUGGUGCUGAUGGUGGACUUCCAGACCACUCCUUCAGGCUUAGAGAUCCUGCUGUACAUCUGGCUCUUCUCCCUGGUCUGUGAAGAGAUCCGACAGCUGUUUCAUGAUCCUGACGGGUUUGGGUUUCGGAAAAAGGUCAAAAUGUACAUCAACGACGUGUGGAAUAUUUUAGACGUUUUGUCCAUCAUCCUUUUCAUCUUUGGCCUUGUGUUCAGGUUAAUUGAUGGCCUGUUUUAUGCUGGAAAAAUCCUUCUCUGCAUCGACUUCAUUGUGUUUUGUCUGCGUCUCAUGGCUAUCUUCACAAUCAGUCGAACUUUGGGACCAAAGAUCAUUAUUGUCAAAAGGAUGAUGAUGGACAUGUUCUUCUUCAUGUUCCUGUUAAGCAUCUGGGUAGUGGCCUAUGGAGUGGCCAAGCAGAGCAUCCUCAUCCACAACGAGGACCGGUUGGGCUGGAUCCUGAGAGGGGCGGUCUAUGAACCCUACCUCACCAUAUUUGGAGACAUGCCCAAAAACAUUGACAACACAGAUUUUGACAUAAACUUGUGCAGUAUGAAUGGCAGCGACCCGCUCAAACCCAAGUGCCCGAUGUUGAACGAGCAGGAGAUGCCUGCGUUCCCAGAGUGGCUCACCAUCCUCAUGCUCUGUGUGUACCUGCUCUUUGCUAACAUACUGCUGCUCAACCUGCUCAUAGCCAUAUUCAACUUUACCUUCCAGGAAGUGCAGGACAACACUGACCGUAUAUGGAAGUUCCAGAGGUAUGAGUUGAUAAAGGAGUACUACAGCCGGCCCGCAGCCCCACCCCCUCUCAUCCUCCUGAGUCAUCUGUACAUGUUCUUGAGGAGUGUGGUGCUGCGGAGAGCAUCCAACCCAUGGACCGACUUCAAACACAAGCUUUCUCAGACAGAGGAGGAGGAGCUUCUGUCCUGGGAGCAGCUCAUGAAGGACCGAUACCUGACGUCCAUGAAGCAGGAGCAGAUGCAGAGUACAGAGCGCAGGAUACUGGACACUGCACAAAAAGUGUCCACUCUCUGUGAGCAUGUGGACCGAGAGGAGGAGCCAAGCUCUGGCCUUGUGGUCAGGCGCCUGGCCCGGCUUGAGGAGCAGGCCAUGCAGUCUGCCCGCGCUCUGCAGUGGAUCAUGGACAAUCUGAAACUGGCAGAACUCAAACCAAAGGAUCCACCACCAUCACUGAAUCUGAUAUUAGUAGGGGAUGUCACUGACAGCAUAACAAACCCGAAGGAGAGAGAGGAGAGCUACCACGUGAAAGCGCGACGACUCCACUACCCUGACAGCAGAGUCACUCGCUUCCCUGUGCCUGAGGAAAAGGUGCCCUGGGAGGUCAGCUUCAGCUCCUACAACCCUCCAUAUUACUCCUCUCCGGACAGCAUGGAUGAGUCAGAGCCUGGAGCUCACAGUUAUAGUAACCCUGGAGGCAGGACUGGGCUAAGAGGCCGUGGGGUGCUCCCCCGGCUGGGCCCCAACUGCAGUCUCGACCUCAUCCUCACACGGUGGAGAGACAGAGCGUGUUCUGAGCUGGAAUUUCUGGCGCUCAGGGAUGAGCAUCAGAAAUCCCUGGUGUUACCCGGGGGAGAAGUCGACUCUGUGGACGAUCUUCCUCAGACUCUUGUGAAAACACUGGGGAAGAAAGUGUCUCAUAAGAUCAGUGAAGUACUCUCAGAGAAAGACAAGGUGUUUGAGCUGUAUGAGGGUUAUGUGGAUGACUCCAGGAACACAGACGACGCCUGGGUGGAGACCACAGUCCUGCACCUGCAUCUGGACAGAGACUGCCCCCUGCUGGCUGACAUCAACAGAACGGUGAUCCGGAACAAGCACUCCAUCCAGUCUUUGGAGUGGCAGGAGGUCAGUGGGAAGACCAGCCUCAGCUCAGACCAAAGAGACUUCCUGAAGAGAGUGGCCCAACUACACAGCAGCAAAUUCUGAGCCUGGCUCAUCCAUCAAGCCGUACACGGGGCCAAACCUGAGAAGAGUG
This is a messenger RNA of Periophthalmus magnuspinnatus, 4520 nucleotides long. It is a transcript of the gene trpm2, whose product is annotated as transient receptor potential cation channel, subfamily M, member 2. The transcript has 33 exons. Gene Ontology annotation, cellular component: membrane. The coding region runs from base 20 to 4471 and encodes 1483 amino acids. NCBI's taxonomy places the organism in Eukaryota, Metazoa, Chordata, Actinopteri, Gobiiformes, Gobiidae. Gene Ontology annotation, molecular function: ligand-gated calcium channel activity. Gene Ontology annotation, biological process: calcium ion transmembrane transport. The record is from RefSeq and is a predicted model, not a curated record.